Adineta ricciae is the source of this 1533-nucleotide messenger RNA. The record is from the annotation of a GenBank genome assembly. NCBI's taxonomy places the organism in Eukaryota, Metazoa, Rotifera, Eurotatoria, Adinetida, Adinetidae.
AUGCACACAUUUUCCACAUUACCCGUCGAAAUUGUUUAUCGAAUUAUGGAUCAUCAAAAUGACGAGACGCUAUUUUGUUCAAUGCAAAAUAUUUCCCGGCGGCUCAAUCAGAUCCUGAGCACCUAUGAGCGAUAUCGAACACUAACCGAACUAAGCCUCUACUGGAACGGGAUCGGUACUAAAGGGGCACAACACAUUGCGAAUGCGUUGCGAACGAACACAACACUCACCACACUAAAUCUCGGCUAUAACCGACUCGGUGAUGGAGGAGCACAACACAUUGCGGAUGCGCUGGGAACGAACACGACACUCGCCACGCUAAUCCUCCUCGACAACGGAAUCGGUGCUGAAGGAGCAAAACACAUUGCGGAUGCUUUGCGAACGAACACGACACUCACCACACUAAACCUCAGUUGGAAUGGAAUCGGUGCUGAAGGAGCACAACACAUUGCGGAUGCGUUGCGAACGAACACGACACUCACCACACUAAACCUCUACCGCAACGAAAUCGGUGCUGAAGGAGCACAACGGAUUGCGGAUGGGUUGCGAACGAACACGACACUCACCACACUAAGCCUCAUUUGGAACGGAAUCGGUGCUGAAGGAGCACAACACAUUGCGGAUGCUUUGCGAACGAACACGACACUCACCACACUAAACCUCAGUUGGAACGGAAUCGGUGCUGAAGGAGCACAACACAUUGCGGAUGCUUUGCGAACGAACACGACACUCACCACACUAGAUAUCGGCUACAACGAAAUCGGUUAUGAAGUGGCACAACGGAUUGCCGAUGCGUUGCGAACGAACACGACACUCACCACACUAAUCCUCGACAGUAACCAAAUCGGUGAUGAAGUGGCACAACACAUUGCCGAUGCGUUGCGUCGGAAUGCAAGCAUCAAUAUGGUCUUUGGUAAGAAACAUGCCUGUGAAAUAGGGCUUUCCAAUGGUACUCAAGGAAUUUUUCGAGAGCUCAUAUACGAUGAUCAGAAGGAUCCGAGCGAUUUAAAAAUAAAAAGCGAAAUAUUUCCCUCAAAUGCAAUCUACAUACGAAAACCAUUAUAUGCACUCGUAGAAUUGAAUGCAUCACAAGUAGUAACAAAUCUCGAUGGCCUUCGUCGCAAACUCAUUCCUAUUCCAUUAAUCAAGAAGCAGUUCACUGUUCCUAUAAGGCAACUUUUCGGGCAUCUGCUCGAUCGAGUACAAAAUGAGAGAAGAAUUCCACAAGUCAUUCAAGUCACACGAACACAGCUACCAAUUGUACCUGCCUUCGCAAUAACUACAUAUAAAGCGUAUGGACUCACGAUGAACAAAAUUGUAGUCGAUCUUCAAGUUCCGUUUCAGACAUUGCAAGUGGUGUCAGUAUACGUACCACUCAGCAGAGUGAAGAGAGCGGAACAUAUAGUCAUUCUUCGAACUUUUGAUAUGAAGGUUCUACCAGUACGACCUUCUCUUGCUCAAGACGCUAGACUGAAACGUCUAGAUGAACUUGACAAAAAGACAAAACGACAGUGUACCUUUUUCAUUUCGUAA